This is a messenger RNA of Drosophila hydei, 6457 nucleotides long. RefSeq lists its product as uncharacterized. Gene Ontology annotation, cellular component: SAGA complex. Lineage: Eukaryota; Metazoa; Arthropoda; Insecta; Diptera; Drosophilidae. The record is from RefSeq and is a predicted model, not a curated record. Bases 657 to 6431 code for a protein of 1924 amino acids. Gene Ontology annotation, biological process: regulation of transcription by RNA polymerase II. The transcript has 7 exons. Gene Ontology annotation, molecular function: transcription coregulator activity.
UACGCGUAUUCGGCGAGAACGUACCAUUGCAAAACUAAACUUUCUGCAUAAAGCAUUAAAAAAAACAUUAAACAAAUGAGAAACAUUACAAUUAAGGCACUUAACGAAGAGUUUAAACAAGAAACGUGUGCUUACCUUACGUUAAAAGCUUGCAGCUUGUGUGUUGUGUGUGUGUAAAAAGCCAAAAGACCUAAGGCGAAAGAGGGGCGAAGACGAAGAGAAAAUGUCACGCAAAGCAGCAGCCACAGAAAAAGAGUGAAGAAAUUACAUUUGGGGGAAGGAAAAGAGUAUUAAAACUUAAUAACAACAAUAUUCAAAGACUACUGUACAAAAAGGCGCCAUUUCCAAUGGCAAUGCUUCCCUCGCAAAAGAAAUUGUUGUGAAAAAGGAAUCGAAAUAUAAAAUAACGAGUUGUUGUUGUUGUUGUUCAGUAUUUGUUACUCGACUGGCAGACACCUGCGAGCGCAAGGAGGAGCGAUGAAAACAACUGAACUGGUCCUGGGGAGGCGCCUAAUUACUGUUCUCGUACAGUUCUUGCUCCUUGAUUUGAAUGUCGUCGUCGUUGGUAAUUGAAUUGAAACUCGGCUGUGCUACUGGAACUGGAACUAAAACUGGGACUGGGACUGCAACAACGACUUGCACUCCUCACUGGCACAAUGCAAAGCUUGGACUCCUCAUGCCAAGAAGCAGAUUUUAUUAUAAAUGACACGCUUAAGAAGCUAAAAGGCGAUAACCCACUGAAUGCGAGCUCUCAGGGCCUGCCGCAUGCCGUUGGCUCUGCUGUUCAACAGCAAUUUGUCUACCAAGCGUCGCAGAACUCACAAGGCUCGCCACAGCCACAGAAUCAGCAACAUCAGCCGCAGCCAUACCAUCAGCUGCAUACGGUGCUGCAGGCCACAUGCUCACCCACGCUUGCCAUCAACAACAGCCAGCAGCAGCAACAACAACAACAACAAUUGCCAGCUGCUCCUGUCACUGUCAGCGUACGAUCCUUGCUACAGGCGAUACCUCAAAUACCUGCGCAACCGCCAAUCUGCAUAUUCGAUGACGACGAAUCGCCUACUGAGCUCCCGGCUAGUGGCAACAUUGUCAUACUCACGGAGCAGCCAUCUGCUUCAACUACAUCAGCGACAGGGCUGCCUUGUACUGGGAUUGCGAUAGCGCCUUCUCCUUCUUCGUGCUCCUCAUCAACAACAACGCUGUCCAAUUUGAAUUCGAUCACAUCGCCUUCACCGGUAGUUCCUGACCUGUUGUUAUCCACGCCACCGGGUGUCAAUUCCAGCUUAAAUAGCAAUAAUACCACCGCCACAACGUCACAUAUUUUUCAGCACCUGCAACAGCAACAACAGCAACAUCAAUCUUAUAGCAACGUCAAGAAAGUUGAUAAACGGCCCGCCCAAAGCAUCUCAAAUGCUUCUGGCAUUACCAGCAGUCAUAAUCAACACCAUCAUCAUCACCUGCACAUCCAUCAGUCUCAAUCGCACAACCACCAAAAUGUACCGUCAUCGCCCACAUCGUCGCCUAGUAAACGAUCGAAAAGCAGCAGUAGCACCAACAGUAAUAGCAAGGAUUGCAGUUACUCUAGUCGCAGCACAGCUCUGACGUCUGCAUCGCCCCGUGCUGGCGCCGGAACUGGCUUCAACUCUAAUACUAAUAACAAUGCCAGUAGCACCUUCUCAUCUAGUUCACUGAACAACAAACGAGAAACGACCCCGAAGUUCUUUAAUAUCCACGACAAAAUCAAGGAGCUGUAUCUGCAAUUGCUAAGUAACGAUUUAAACCAUUUUACGGAAACUGGGCUGAAGCAGCGCAGUCGCUCCUUCAUUCUGGAUCGACUUGUGGAGUGCGAGCGGUUAAACACCAUUGUUGUCAAUUUGUAUCCGGGUAAUAAAGGCUACUCCCUGGCACUUCACUACGAUGAGCAAGUAAUGCUUAAUCCGCUUACAAAUGAAUGGAUCGUCGCGGAUCCCUCUCCCAUCCAUGGAAACCACAGUAACGAGAAUUCGGCUAGCACCGCUAGUCGGAACAAAGCUCACGCCGAUAGCGACGCUACAAGCAACCUUUUCAGGAUGAAGUCGAGACUGACCGAAAGCGAUGCAUCUUCAGGAGACACAGCAUCAGCGCCUGUAUCAUCUGGCUAUGGCCUGGUUGAGGUUCUGCGCUGGCCCUAUGAAAACGAUUUGCUGCUGCAGUGCAUUGAUCGCGAACUCCUGCCUGAAUUCCUCAUGGAUCUGCUGAGCGCCGAAACAGUCAGCCUGAGCUCCCCACAAGAUGGAAGCGAGGGGUCGCGCGUGUAUGCCAAGCCUAGCGUCUUUUAUGCUGGCUGCGUUAUUGCGCAAAUACGCGAUUUCCGUCAAACGUUUGCCACCUCAACAAAUAUCUGUGAUAUGAAGCACAUACUGCUGCGGCCCAGCAAUGCGACUCUGUUUGCGGACGUGCAACAACUGGGCAGUUCGUUGGGCUGGGCCGGCUCAACGCCGGAAGACCGACUAACGAUCGAAAGCCAACUGGUGCUGGCCACGGCCGAGCCACUGUGUCUGGAGCCAGACCCAAGUAUAGGUCGACAGUCCAUCAAUGCGCAGCAUGAGCGUCAGCGCUUCAACUCGCACGAAAUGCGCCGCCAGAUGAAAAAGUUUACCCAGGUGGCCAUCAAUCGCAAGCGCAAGCUAGAUCAGUUCACGCAUCAUCAAGGCCUCGAGCUCUGUGACUAUCUCACACGCCUGCGUCAGCGUCCGCGUACCUCUAGCAACAGCACAGCGAACGCAACCCCCGCGACAGCUCCCAGUAACAAUCCGUUGGUGGGUGCUAUGCUCUCUUCAUUCACCUCAAAGGUGCCCCGGCGACCGCAUGAAGUCAUCAGACCUAUAAGACCACCCACCCUCGACUACCCGGCCAAGCUAAAGGUGCCCGAACACGUGAUAAGUGUGGAGAAGUAUGCUAAGACUUUCGAGCCACUAAAUGAAUUCAGCGAUGCUUGCAAGGAAGGAUGUCAGGCCAACUGCCGACACAACUUUCAGCCACAGCUCAUUGAGGAAUAUGUGCUGGAGACGGAACGCGAAGCGAGUGAGGGCCGGCGUGCUCUGUACCACAUCAAACUCUCUAUUUUCCAGCGUCCCUCCGAUGCAGAAUAUCUCGGUGAGUUGUACGUGGACCGUGACUACCGCGACGGUGAGCGCAAUGGAGAAUCGUGUCGAUUUGCUUUGGGUACUCGUGUCCAUGCGAAUCGGUAUAUUCAACAAUUCCGGGAGAUAUUUACUGAAGAGGGACGCAAGGCUGUUAAGAUCACGCACCUGAUACCUGGACAUGUGCCAAUUGUUACCCACACUGGACUUACAAAUGAACAGCGAUUGCUAUUGCAACAACAGCAACAACAACAACAACAACAGCAGCAGCAGCAGCAGCAGCAGCAACAACAACAGCAGCAGCAGCAGCAACAACAACAACAGCAACGACAGUUUACUCAGCAACCGCAACAGCUACCCGCUACGGUGCAUCAUGUAGCACAAGCACAUCCAAGCGUUACUCUCUCUCGGCAACCAGCAAUUGUUACGAAGGUGUCGAGUCUGCAACAAACUGUUCGGCAGCAACAGCACGCGCUUGCCACUACUCAAUUUAAUGUAGAUGGAACAUUGCAAAUCCAUCAGCAGCAGCAGCAGCAGCAGACUCAACUUGGCAGUGGUAACAACAGCAUUUUACAGCAGCCAACGCAACAGCAGCAACAGCAACAGCAACACCCGCAUAUACAGCUUCUUACAACUAGCGGCAACGCAUCCAGCAGUACUACACAUCAAGUGAGCCUGGGUAACGGGUCGCUGGUGCUGCUACAACAACAACAGCCGCAUCAGCAGCAACAGUUAAAUACCACAAUGCAGCACUCAGGCAUCACUAUUCAUCCAGCUAACAUGCAACAUCAAAAGACGACUCCAGCUCAGUUGAACACGGCAACAGGUGCCAAUUCCGCAUUACGUGCUCAGCUCAACUCCAACGUGCCAAUUCUCCAAUCGCAGCUGAAGGCUUCGUCGAUUGUUACCACACAUCAACUGCUACAGAAGCAACAGCACCAGCAGCAGCAACAACAACAACAAAUAACUGCCACAAACAACAAUACAAUCAACAACAACAAUAAUAACAACAACACGGCCAUGCAUCCAAAUCCUGCGAUAAAUGCCAUAGUCACCAGCAUCAUGAACUCUGCUAACCAAUACCAACAGCAGCAGCAGCAACACCAUCAACAACAAGAACAGCAACAGCACUCCAGCGGCACGCCCACUACCAACAGCAACUCUGCCCCAAUCAUGAACAUAAGUAGCAACAGUAGCACAAGUCCUGCAACGCCUUUAAAGAACUCGAGCAAUGCAUCUAUACUAAAUUUGCUCAAUAGUGCUCCAGCGGCUAUGACCAGCACUCCAGUGGCUAGUGGCACGUUCACUACGUCGUCGACGGGUCAGCAGCAAACGUUGACAUUGGUGCAGCAUCAGCAACAACAACAGCAAUCGGUUCCCGCCAGUGUGGAUGCAACAACAGCCACCUAUGUGCAGACGACUCGCGGAACACCCACGCUUAUGAAUGCUCAACGCAAACAACCAUCAAGUGAGGUUUUGCAGAGCCUUUUGAAUUCGAACCGUAAAAUUAACAUAGUUGGUGCGAGUAGUGGAACAACGUUUCGAACUAACUCAGCGGGUAAUCUUAUAGCCGUCAAUCUUAAUCAGGCGCAAGGUCAAGGGGCACAGCAGGGGGGUGAUGGCAGUCAGGCAGUGCGUGUGUCCAUGUCUGCGCUUGCGUCCCAGCUGGCAUCGCCUCCGGCAGUGAUGACUAAUCCCCCCACUGGGUAUGGCGCUUACACCGUCAGCACAGGCGGCGUUUGCGGCAGCCUUAAAAUACUCAAUACAGGCCAACAGCAGCAGCAGCGCAUACUAAGCUCAUUGCGAAGGGAUAGCACUACUGCGCCACCAAAUGCCAUUGUGGUAGGCAUGGCAGCACCUUCACCUGGCAGCGAUUCCAAUGCUUCAAAUGCAAGUGGCUUUGCAGUACCGACUAACUUAUCGUCUGCAUCAAGCGGAGGCAGCGGUGCUCUCAACGCAUUACUCACAAAUGCUGCCACGCCCUCGCCGUCUGGCUCAGAUCAUUCACAAUCGUCUCAAACGCACCCGAAUCAGGUGUUACUUGAAAGACUCAGCAACGUGACUUCAAAUGUUUCAGCCGUGUCAGCGGUGGCUAUGCCGCACAUGUCGCCACAACAACCAACUUCGGCACAGUCGAACCAACAACAGCAGUUCAUCACCAAGACACUUGUGCACUCGCCCGCCACAUCAUCCAUACACUCGCCAAUGUCUAGUCCGCAUCCACAGCCGUCUGCCUCCCCCCAACAGCAACAGCAGACAACAGCGACGCUAAAUCUACAGGGCAUCAAUCUGUCCCAGCUGCAGGGCGCCAUGGCGAACUUUGCGGGCCUUCAGAAUGUACAGGUUCAGAUUCCAGGCUUUACGCAGCCCAUUUCAUUGCAAUUCUCCGGCAACAGUUUGCAGACACCAGUGCAGGUACAACAGCAACAAACGCAGCAACAGAGCACGGCAUGUGGCGGCACAGCGAGUGGAUCAUUGGCGCCGGCGCAGACGCAACAGCGCAGCGUGUUGGUCUCGGUGCCUGUAUCGACGCAGCAACAACAACUGUCGCACUCGAUUACAUUGCAGACGACGCAAUCAUCGCCUCAACAGCAACAACAUGCGCCGCCUACAGGGACCAUAGUCAGCCUGCCCUCGUCGGUGGGUGGCACCCAAACUGUAGUCAUUACAAGCAAUGCAGCGAGCAGUGGAAGUACCACUGGAGGCGGUGGUAACGGAAGUGGAACAGGAACUACAGCUAUGCUCACGCUUCCCAUUGCUCAACUAGUCGGUGCCGGAGUACAGAAACUAAAUCCUCAAACAAUACGUACCUCAAGUGGUGGUGGUGUAGGUGUUGUAACGACAGCAACAACCGGAGCUAUGCAGCCCAGAACACGCAACGUCCAGGUCGUGGGGACUAAGCAGCUGGCCAGUAGUCGACAGCUGCUGACCGCACAGCGUCAGAUUGGUAGCUCAACGCUAAAGAUUGCGACAACGGCUGUCAAUAGCAACGCCGUUACAAAUAGCACUAAUAUAAGUACCGGGCCGAUUGUGAUGUCUGCGCAGAAAAUGCAACUGAAGACAGUGAAAACGCCGACACAGCAGCACCGAGUACUCAAUCAGGGCACCACCGCAGGUUCCCAAACCCUGCCUAGUCCCAGUCAAGUGCAACAUCAACAACUGCAGCACAUACAAAUCACUGGACGUACGGCGCCAACAAAUACCAGCGUAAUGAGUCAGCGCACCCUGACAGCUCUAGCAGCGGCCAAGCAGCAGCAGCAACAGGCAGCCGUUAAUCGACGGCGGUCCACCACCGAUGCAACCAAGUAAAAGAGCUACUUUUUUAAGCAAUGAAC